GUUUGUGUGACCAAAAACAGAAGGUUCCUGCAGGCCCACACAAAGCUGAAGCUGAUGAGGGGAGAGAAGAGUGGAUGCUCUGAAGAUGUUAAAGAGAUGGUGUUGCUUCUGCUGAGUUACUUCGAUGAAAAUGAAGACGCAAUGUUCUGCUACGUGGAGGACAGAUGUUUGGCACGAGAAGUACAGGUGGACCAAGUCAACUUGACACACACCAUCAAUGUGUGUGGACAGUCCUGCUUUGCUGCCAGACGGUUUAUGUUGAGUUUGGAUCGGAACAUUGUUCACGACAACAUCCCCUCCUUCAUUUCUGCCCUUUGCAUGAUGUUUGGGAGCUAUUAUUGCUUCAACAUUCACUACCCAUCAGGCCUUGCAUCAACUCUGGAAUGUCUUCAGAGGUGCUUCUUUGGAAUCAACCAAGAGAAAGGCACUAAAGUUGAAAAGACCCGCACAUCCCGUCUUCACGUUAAUCCCAGAGUCCUCACGUUAAUCCUUUUUUUUUAAAUCUUUUAAUUUUUAUUUUUUUACAUAAAAACAAAUCAGAAAAUCUUUAUUUUAGUUUUUUGGGAAAGCAUGGUAACAUUUUUUUUUCAUUAUUCAGUAAAUAUGUGAAAUUCAUUUGGGUGAGUCUUGUUUUGCUUGUAAAACAGUGACAUGUUCUAAUGCAAAGUCAUUAAAAAUGCUUAAAGAAAAAAAAA
Austrofundulus limnaeus is the source of this 695-nucleotide messenger RNA. RefSeq lists its product as uncharacterized. NCBI's taxonomy places the organism in Eukaryota, Metazoa, Chordata, Actinopteri, Cyprinodontiformes, Rivulidae. The record is from RefSeq and is a predicted model, not a curated record.